UGAGCGUGUGUGUGUGUGUUUUGGUUUGACAGACUGUGUGUGAGCUUUGUAUUUUCCUGCCGUGUCUGUUAUCAGUAAGAUGUUGACUCCAGUGACUGUGCUGAUCUCUGUACUCUGCUUCAGCUCUGCCACUGAAGUGGGUCUAAAUGGGAAGGUGGUCUUGUUCCCUUAUGAGACGGAUUUCAGUUUCGUUAGACUCCUGCCCCAGAAGCCGAUGGCUCUCUCAGCCUUCACACUGUGCAUGCAGGUCGGUACUGAGCUGCAGGGCGAGCGGCAGAUUAUCCUCUUCGCUUAUCGCACCAACAGCACAGACGAGCUGAACGUGUGGCGUGAGAAGGACGGCAGAAUUUCAUUCUACUUGGGAGGAGACGCCGUCUUCUUUCAUCUCACCUCUCUCUCUACGUUUCGUGCUCACCUGUGUCUCACCUGGGACUCCAGUACCGGACUCACCGCCUUCCACAUGGAUGGACGCCGCACUGUACGACAGGUCUACAAACCGGGUCACCAGAUCCAGCCAGGUGGCACCGUGCUGCUCGGUCAGGAUCCCGAUACGUAUCUGGGCAACUUCGAGGAAACUCAGAGUUUUGUGGGUGAGAUCACGGAUGUGAAUAUGUGGGACUUUGUGUUGUCACGUGCCCAAAUCAAUACGCUUUAUGCCAACCUGAAGCGGCGGGUGCCACAUGGGAACAUCUUCGACUGGAGCUCGGUGCAAUAUGAGACCCACGGAAACGUCAUGAUAGUGCAGGAUGACUGACUACACACUGACUCACAAGCACACCUACAUACACUCACAAACACACAGCCGUGCUGGUGUAGCACUGUAGCUCUAACAGUUUGUAUUCUAAGUUUCAGUAUUUAGUGUGUUUGUGUAAUUCACCGUAUUCUCAUAAACAGUUUACAUACGCUUGUGAGGAACAUGUACUUCAUGGGGUUUCUGCAACUGUUUUGUCUGUAACUUAAUGAGUGUAACACUCUCAUACACACACACACACACACUUGGGAUUCCUACUUAAUUACACAAAUUUGCAUUUUCAGCAUUUAGCAGACACUUUUAUCCAAAGCGACCUACAGUACUGUGACAGUAUACAGUCUAAGUAGUUGAGUGUUAAGGGCCCUUCGUAGGGGCAAGGCCCUUGAGCAUUGACAACCUGGCUGUAGUGGGGCUUGAACCAGCAACCUUUUCAUUACUAGUCCAGUACCUUAACCACUAAGUUACAACUGCACAAAUGUAGAUACAUACAUAGUACCCUAAAUACAUAAUCCUCUUGCCUUUUUGCUUCUGUAUACACACACACACACACACACACACACACACACACACACACACACACACAAAGUUAAAGGAAUAGCCAUCUCAGCCAUUUUAGUUUUAGCCCCACAGAUGUUUCCUGUUAUUGCCCUUAAAUUAGUGGCCUCAUCUCAUUAUGUUCUCCUAUCCUAUCUUUUGUGCACCAACCUUGUUUGUAAGUCUGUAUAAAUUUGCCUCCUUCCAGAAUAAAAUUAAAUCAGCUCUGAA
This is a messenger RNA of Trichomycterus rosablanca, 1516 nucleotides long. Its product is annotated as C-reactive protein-like. The record is from RefSeq and is a predicted model, not a curated record. Bases 80 to 754 code for a protein of 224 amino acids. Lineage: Eukaryota; Metazoa; Chordata; Actinopteri; Siluriformes; Trichomycteridae. The transcript is spliced from 3 exons.